Leptopilina boulardi is the source of this 1746-nucleotide messenger RNA. Its product is annotated as amine oxidase [flavin-containing] A-like. The transcript has 8 exons. The record is from RefSeq and is a predicted model, not a curated record. NCBI's taxonomy places the organism in Eukaryota, Metazoa, Arthropoda, Insecta, Hymenoptera, Figitidae. Gene Ontology annotation, molecular function: oxidoreductase activity. Bases 134 to 1666 code for a protein of 510 amino acids.
UGUCUGCGAAAUUUCGAAAAAUCGUGAUUGACAUUUAACCUUAAAAAAAAUAUUGCUAUAGAUUUAGUAAGGCAAACUUAUGAAAAAUAAUUUGUUUAAAAAAAAAAUAAAUAAUUAGAACGUCAGUUAAAAUAUGUCAGAUUUUUUAGACACCGAAGAGCAGGACGAUAAUAAUGAUUUUGAUGUGAUAAUCGUUGGUUCUGGAUUAACAGGACUAACUACUGCUUAUUUUCUUCUUAAAAAAGAAAUUGGUUUAAAUGUUCUUAUUCUUGAGGCAACUGAAAACAUUGGUGGGAAAAUAUUUCUUACUGAAGAAAGCAAAUGUUUUUAUGCACAUCCUUGUCAAAUAAAUAUAGUAGAAUUAUUAGAUGAAUUAAAUAUCGUAUCCAUUUCGAAAAGAAAAUCAUCUUCAAAGGAGAGAAUAUAUUUAACAAAAUCUGGUCCAUAUCGAAAAUUAUCAUCUUACAUUUCAGCUCAAAUUUAUAAUUUUCUCACAUCGAUUCAAAAUAUUAGCUUAGAUUUUCAACUAAAUAUGCAUUCAGAGGAAGAUGCUAAUUUUUUGUCAAACAUGAGUUUAGAUCAAUUAUCAUCUAAUUUUGUUACGUGGGGCACUGCAAGAUCAAUUUGUCAAAGUUUGCUAUUAACUUCCUGUGGUAUAAGUAAUCUUAAAAAAGUAUCAACUUUGUGGUAUUUAUUUUUGCUCAAUGGAGCAGGAGGUUUUUUUCAAAGAUUAAAAAUUACUCUAGGAGAUGAAAAACGAUUCUUUAUCAAGAAUGGAAUGGCUGAAUUAGUAAAAAUUUUAUCAAGUACAAUAAAAAAGAAACAAGGAGUUAUAAAUUGUUUGGAACCAGUUUCAAAUAUACAAUUUAGCGACACCAGAGCUUAUGUAACGACAAAUAAUAAAUUAUACAAAUGCGAAUACGUUGUAGUGGCAGUGCCACCACCUGAAAGUGUCGAGAUAACCGUUCAACCUUCAUUAUCUCCAAUUUUAUCAAAGGUUCAGACCCUCUUUGAAAAUGGGAAAAAUCUCUUUUUUACUGCCACAUUUAGACAAGAGUUUCGAAACGCUAAUUAUAAUUGUCCAAUGAAUAUUAUCACUACUCCAGAUUGUGACUCAAGUUUAAAAUUCCUUUACGAUUCUACACAUUCCAGCAAUAAAUCACAACUAGUUCUUGCAGGUUUUCUUAAUGAGUCGAAUUUUCAAACUCGCAAGAAAUUCAAUUUUUUCACUACUUUAAAUCAAUGUUUUCGAGGUGAUUCUAAAAAAAAUUGCAUUAUUUACAAAGAACGAAAAUUCAAUUUUUCUAAUAAUAAUCAAGAAUCAAUUUGCGUAUCAGGAUGUCCAAUGAGUUUCUUUAUUCCUUGUGAUUUUAAACAUUAUUUUAAUCCCUUGUCUCUCACCAAUGGAAGAAUUUUCUAUGCUGCGAGUGAAUAUGCAAAAAAUUGGCCUGGAACAGCCGAUGGAGCAAUUGAAGCUGGAAAAAUUACAUCAUUGGCGAUUCUUUGGCGAAUACGACCCCAAUCUCUUAGUAAAUCAGAUUUAUCUUUCUUCAGUAUUCGUCCCAAAAAAUUUCGUCAAAUGACAAUAAGAUUUUCGCUAAUUUAUUAUUUGUGCUUAGCAACAAAUAUUUGCAUUUUCUGGUCGUUCAUUAAAAAAGCCUAUUAAUUAUUACCAACGAAAAAAUUUAAUGAGUAAUUGACAAUAUUAAUACCUAUUAAAAUAUUAAUUUUUAGUAUUUAAAUUAA